This is a messenger RNA of Filobasidium floriforme, 1286 nucleotides long. RefSeq lists its product as uncharacterized. Bases 176 to 1207 code for a protein of 343 amino acids. Lineage: Eukaryota; Fungi; Basidiomycota; Tremellomycetes; Filobasidiales; Filobasidiaceae. The record is from RefSeq and is a predicted model, not a curated record. The transcript is spliced from 4 exons.
GGUCGAUCGAUCGAUACGUCACCAAGCGGGCGGUAACUAAGAUGUUCAGCCUGCUUGUAGAGGACAUCUGUUUAAUGUUUAAUCGACAGCAUCGAAUACCAGCGAAGUACACCAAUUUACCUCCAUCCAUCCGACUUUAUCGAACCAAACCUCGCUUGGACAUACAACCUACGACAUGAGCGGUUCGAUCUUACCAGGAGGUCCGCUAGAUAUACCAUCCACUCAAGCGUUGGUUCAAGAACGCAUCCGCCGUGGCGAGAUCAGUCAACACGACGUCGAUAUCUUAAAGAAGGGGUACAGAUGGAUGAUUGUCUCGGCGGCUCUGGGUACCGCGGCCGGUAUCCCGGUCUGGUAUAGCAUGAGGCGACGAAAGCCUCCCAUCUCGCUCGGAGUCAGGUUGGCCGCUGCCUGGUUCGUCGGUUCGACCGGAAGUUUCCUCGGGUUCACGAUCGGGGGAGCAGCUGCAGCUCUGGAGGUGAAUAAUCACAUGGCGGAUAGUCAGAGGAAGAUGAAGGUCUUUGAGGAUAUCAUGGUGCAAUCGAAGCGGAUGGCGGACGAGCAGCGACGAACGGGUAUCGCCCGAAACCCUCGAGAUAUAGGCAACGCAGGUCCAGCGGGCAUUUACGAUGGACCUGCUGGGUCGGACUCGUCGGGUUCCCGGAUGGACGAAGACUUACAGGGAGUCUCGAUGACCGACUACAAUCAGAGGUCGGGGAGUGCUUUCGAUCCCGAGGUGGAUGAGCAACGACAAGAGUACGAGAGGGAGCGACAAUACGGUCAGAGUGGUCCCAUCGGCCAGGCAACGAGUUCUACUUGGGAGAGGAUCAGGGCUGGCGAAGCCCCUUCGGUCGGAUCUCCUGAUCGUCCCUCCGACCCUUCUGCUCGACCCGGCCGCAAGCCUUUCGUCAGUAGCUCGGGUGUUAACGCGCCCAUGUCCGACUCUGCGGCUUCUCCCAGCGCCCGUGAGGGAUUCGGUCGACCUAGCAAUCUCUCGACGCGCGAUCUUGAUAUCAAGAUCGAUACCCUCGGUUCCAAAAAGGGCGAUCUCGGCAGUCGAGGGGAGAUUUACGGGCUAGGGGGAGCUGUCGAGGAGCGAGAUAGGGAGAGGGCUAAAGAGAAGCGAGAAUUCGAGAUGUUGAUGGAGAAGGAACGCAACGCCGGCGGGGCAGGCGGAAGGGAAGACGGAUUCGAAAAGGGGAAGUGGUGAUGUGGUUGUGGGCGUCAUGAGAUGAAAGGGAGUAGACACUGUGAUGUAAUUAUCGUUUAUGAGAUACACGAUAGGCAAA